AUGGCCCGCCAAAAUUUCGUAGGCCUGGUUGUCUCACAGGGCAAGAUGCUCAAAACAGUCAAAGUUCGUGUGGAAACCAAAGUGUUCAACCACCGCAUCAACAAAGAGCUUUUCAGCAGAAAAGACUAUCUGGUGCACGACGAAGAGGGCGUCUCGCGUGAAGGUGACUUGGUGCGGAUCGAAGCCACCAGGCCACUGUCAAAACGCAAGUUUUUCAGCAUAGCCGAAAUUCUCAAAAACAAAGGUCAACAGUUUGCACUGUUCGAGUCCGAAGCAAAGAUUCAGGUGUCACAACAAGAAGCCGAAAAAACCCGCGAAUUUUUGAGCAGGCGUAAGGCCCACGAAUCCGACGACAGUAUUCUGCUGAGAGACAUCCACACUAUUCAAAAUGCGUUGUCUCAGGGCAAAGACGCCGAGGAGCUCGUUGAAAUCAAGGCCCGGUACGGAAUCGAGCAGUUCACGCCCGAAACGUUGCGCCAGCUUUUACAAUUGGACGUUUUGGCUCUAGAAUCCCAGGUUGACGCACAGAAAACCAAAAUUGAUACCGCCCAGCAACGUGUCCGUGAACUACUGGAAAACGGUCAAGAAUGCGACUCGUGGCUGGCACAGCGCGGUGUUGAAAAUGCAGCGAGCUUAAAGCCAAAUAUCAAGCGAAAUUUGCUACGCAAGCAUGUUUUGCAAGAACUCUAA
Lachancea sp. 'fantastica' is the source of this 690-nucleotide messenger RNA. The record is from the annotation of a GenBank genome assembly. Lineage: Eukaryota; Fungi; Ascomycota; Saccharomycetes; Saccharomycetales; Saccharomycetaceae.